Molecule: messenger RNA, 1180 nt
Organism: Bicyclus anynana (squinting bush brown)
Lineage: Eukaryota; Metazoa; Arthropoda; Insecta; Lepidoptera; Nymphalidae
Exons: 4
Coding region: 100-696 (198 amino acids)
Source: RefSeq, a predicted model, not a curated record
ACAGCUCCAAGGUGGUCGGUUAAUACAGUUAUCCUUUGGACACAAUUUUAAUCAAGUGAGUCAAUUCAUUACAUCUCAAGACGUCUACAAAGUCUCAACAUGUUUAACGUGUCGCCCGUCUUAGUUCUUCUGGCUAUUGCAUUCCACUCGGGUGUAAUAACCAAGUCACCCGACAAACCGUCCGGUCCAAACUGCCAGACGUUUUCUGAAGGAGUCGAGUUCAAUGACACCGACGCAGUCGGUGCAUGGCACCUCCUGCAUUUCAGGACUGAGAAAACUAAAGGAUCCGGCGACCCGCACUGUGUGGAGUUUAUGCCUAUAGAUGUAAAGGAAAGGAAUAGAUUACAAAAAGAUGUUGGAAAGUUUGUAGAGAACCUCGAUUGGGAGACGCUGACCUUGAAAAUGACGAUCCCUUGUAAAACCGAGGAGUCUAAUAAAACGAGGUCCUACUAUCUGGAGAGGCUCGAAGAUAACGGAUCUUACAGAACGCUGCAAUUGCCUAUAUAUUCAGUGAAAUUUGACUUCGCGGCCUUCCAUCGGUACCCUAUGCGACUGAAGCUCAUCGAGGGCGAGUACCUGGGUAUAAUGGACUGUCACGAGAAGUUCGUCUUCAUCAUGGGCAAGGACCAGCCCAAAGGCAAAGAGACGGACGAACGCCUCAAGAAGAUGAUUGAGACUUACUGGCCAGAGGAAUGAAGCUGGUUCAUUUGCAAUUAUAUAUUUUUAACUUUAAAUAUAUACAAUACUGGACAUAUCUUACCUACACGGAUUUUAUUAUCUUGUAAAUACGAACCAACACACAUCAAAGUUUCAUUUAUACUGCAUUCUUCGGUGAUUUAAGAACUUGGUAUGCGGGUAGCUGCUUUCCGAAGUAAUUAUUUCGUCGACUGUUAUUAUUUAUCAACUAAGCUUUUUAAUUGAGGUAAGUAAGGUUUACAAUCUAUAUCGUAGUGGGGUAGGUAGCAGCGUCGGGAUUUAGGAACUUUUUGACUGAAAAAAGCGGGAUUCUUUCAUCGAAAGCGGGACAUCGUAAAAAUUGUAUAUAAUCAGAAGUAAUAUUGAAUAUUAACUGUUUAUUUGAGUUCAAAUUACGUUUAGCUAAGUGACAAUAGAUAUCCAUUGUAAAUUGUAUUUUAUGUAUUUAUUUUAAUAAAAUUAUGAUGAAAUAUUGUAAUCAAAA